CCGCUUGUUGCCAGCACAUGCCACUAUGUACCUCGAGACGUACUAUUCUCCUGGAGGAAGUUUGAAUACUGUAUAAUAGACGAAGCAUCCAUGGUGCUGGAGCCGGUUGUCAUAUCCGCUAUUGUCGCUGCCAGUCGUUUUGUUCUUGUUGGAGAUGCUCACCAACUGUCACCUCUUGUUCAAAAUCGAAAGUGCUCAGACGAAGGAAUGUCCGUGUCAUUAUUCGAGCGUCUCCAAGUACACAAAGAGGCUAUGCAUUCCCUUGAAUGCCAGUAUAGAAUGAAUAGCCCAAUCGCUAGUCUUAGUAGCAGUUUAUUCUACGAAAAUCGUCUCAGGUGUGCCAAUGAUAACGUCGCUAACGCAUGCCUGUCAAAUUCGGCAGAUUUUAUGCCCUUGCCGAGUAGGGACGAGUCAUGGAGGAUCAUUGAAAGCGGCGAGUUAGAUGAUGCUGUGGUUUUUGUGGACACUUGUGCAAAAACGAGGAAGGAGUUCGCUGCCUCAAGCUCCGACAACCGGUUGAUACAAAACUUCGGUGAAGCGCGACUAGUCCGCGAUAUCGUCUUACGGUUUAUUGAGAAUGGUGUUCGAGCAGAAGACAUCGGCGUUAUGUGCGUUUACCGAAAACAGGUUGACGUUAUUAAAUCAAUUCUAGGUGAUGAUAUUAAGAUCGAGGUGAACUCAGUAGACCAGUUCCAAGGACGCGAUAAAAGGGUGAUAGUGUGGUCUUUGGUGUGGACAGAAGAUUCUGGGAGGAAGUGUGAUUUGCUCCGAGAUCGGCGAAGAGUUAAUGUUGCAUUAACACGAGCUAAGCACAAGUUGAUAGCGGUAGGAUGCGCCGAAAGUAUGCGUACGAUAGAUAUCAUGAGUAGGGUAAUUGAUAGUGUAAAGGUGGUCAAGUUAUAA
Haemonchus placei is the source of this 903-nucleotide messenger RNA. The record is from the annotation of a GenBank genome assembly. Lineage: Eukaryota; Metazoa; Nematoda; Chromadorea; Rhabditida; Trichostrongylidae.